UGAGUCGGAGGGAAUACAUCAGUUUGCGCGCAUACAGUUCUCGGUUAAAUUGUGGAUAUUUAAACGGCAUACGUUCAAUUUUGGAUAAACACUUACAUCUAAGUUAAACGGAUCGAGGAGAGGUGAGCCAGGUGCUGUCGCUUUAAAGCGAAAACCCCCCCUCCCCCAGCCCCCCUGGAACUGGGAACCCCUUUAGACCCAGAUAACAUGGACGGAUUCUAUGAUCAGCAAGUACCAUUAAUGGUCCCACCCAACCACAAGUCUCACUCUGAGGAACCGUCUUACGCCAGACCCUUCAAUGACAGAAAGAGGAAGUUUGUUGACAGUGAACUCGCCCUGGACACAGAAGAACUCUUCCAAGACCUCUGUCAGUUGCAAGAGAUCUGGAUUGCGGAAGCACAUGUGCCUGAUGACGAACAGUUUGUCCCAGAUUUCCAGUCAGAUAACUUGAUGUUUCAUGGCCCGCCUCCGGCCAAGAUCAAACGAGAGCUGACUCCCUCCAAAGAACUCUCUCCCUGUCGCCAGGACAGGAGUCCCAUGCCCUACGGAGAGAAGUGCCUUUACAGCUACAGUGCCUACGACAGGAAGCCCACCCCGGGGUUCAAGCCAUUAACUCCCCCCUCCACGCCAGUCUCUCCCUGUGGCCCUGCCGGCAACACGGGGGCACACCCCCUCAGCGAGCAGGCCUCCCCCUCACACCCACGGAUACCCCAGGGUCAGACUCAGUCCAGGCAACAUCCCGGCCUGCAGGUGCAGCAGCCCCUCGCGGCGAACCAUGGCGCUCACAGCCAGCGGCCGCACCAGCUCCAUGGCCAAAGCCCGCCGUUCGCUGUGCCCUGCCCGCCCCACAACCAGGAUGCCAACAGCUUCAGCCCCGAGCACAGGUUCCAGAGGCAGAUGUCGGAGCCAUGCCUCCCGUUCCCCCCGUCAGAGAGCCAGCAGUGCUCCCAGUUCCUGCCCCAGCCCGCCACCGCCUCCACCAGCAGCAGCAGCACCAACAGAGUGGCCCGCGACGGGCGGCCCCCUUACCACCGCCAGAUGUCGGAGCCCCUGGUCGCCGUGCCUCCCCAGGGCUUCAAGCAAGAACUGAUGGACGCGCGGUACGCAGAACAAGGAGUCCCCUCCAUGGGCCCCCCGGGGCCCCCGCAGGGACAGCCUCAGGCGGCCUUCCAUCCCAUGGCCAUCAAACAGGAGCCGCGUGACUUCUGCUUUGAUUCUGAAGUGCCUAACUGUCAGUCGUCCUUCGGAAGAUCAGGUUUCUACCAAAUCAACCAUGAAGGCUUCUCCUUCGACAGAGAACCUCACCUUUAUUUUGACGAUGCCUGCGUUGUACCGGAGAGACUGGAAGGUAAAGUAAAGCAGGAACCGUUGGUGUACCGUGACGGGCCACCGUACCAGCGCCGCGGCUCCCUGCAGCUCUGGCAGUUCCUGGUCACCCUGCUCGACGACCCCGCCAACGGCCACUUCAUCGCCUGGACGGGCCGCGGCAUGGAGUUCAAGCUCAUCGAGCCUGAGGAGGUGGCCCGUCGCUGGGGCAUCCAGAAGAACAGGCCAGCCAUGAACUACGACAAGCUGAGCCGCUCCCUGCGCUACUACUACGAGAAGGGCAUCAUGCAGAAGGUGGCUGGCGAGAGGUACGUCUACAAGUUUGUGUGCGACCCAGAGGCUCUGUUCUCCAUGGCCUUCCCCGACAACCAGAGGCCCAGCCUGAAAGGGGACCCCGACAGCCUGCCCGGCACGGAGGACGAGACGCUGCCGCUCAGCCACUACGACGAGAACACCCCCUAUCUGUUGGACACCGCCGAGCAGUGCACAGCCAGCCUGCCUUUCCCGGACAGCUACGGCUACUAAACGCCACAGUGGCUCCAAUGACGCACAUGACGUCACAGGCAUCAUCCACAAACACACACACACUCUCUCUCUCAACCUAACGUGCACCCAGAGCAGCCCUACAGUCUUAAGGGGCCUGCUCCAGUAACCCAGGGUUGGAAACCAAGAUCACCUCCCCCUUCUUUCUUUUUU
Molecule: messenger RNA, 2022 nt
Organism: Gadus chalcogrammus (walleye pollock)
Lineage: Eukaryota; Metazoa; Chordata; Actinopteri; Gadiformes; Gadidae
Product: ETS translocation variant 5-like
Biological process (GO): regulation of transcription by RNA polymerase II; cell differentiation
Cellular component (GO): nucleus
Molecular function (GO): DNA-binding transcription factor activity, RNA polymerase II-specific; sequence-specific DNA binding
Source: RefSeq, a predicted model, not a curated record